AUGUGCUCCCGUGUGGCGUAAGUUUUUCAACAAUUAAAAUUGGGAGUGGCGGAGGGGCGAUUGUAGCCGGCGAAUUGUCAAUUUUUGGAGGCUGUAGAAUUUGAAAAGGCUGGGAAAAAAUUUUGAGAAAAGUCAGCAAAGUCCUCGUAAUUUUGGCAAAUUUUUUGUGUGCUAUGAAAGAAAGCGAUGACGUUAAUUUUUCGCUUCAUACGGCCCAUUUAUUUUUCGAAUAAAAGCUGCUAUUUUUGUUGUCCUAUCGGGCCUAUAUGGCCAAUUGUUUUCCCCACAAAAAGCGAUCGAAAAACGGUUCUUAUGAGAUGUCAAAAAACGGCCUGAUCCUCCAACUAGUACCCUAACCCAGAUGACUUUAUUCCCUCAAAGUCUAGCCUCCGAUACCUUCCACAAAAUUGGGCUACCAUUAGUACGUUUCCUCUCGUCGCACGAGCUCUUAAAUCCCCGAAUCUACUCACCGGAUCCAUCCGACACCUUAUUUAUCAGUUGGAUAAACAACCCUCUCCCACCGAAAUUCCCAUACCGAAAAUCCCGUUGAGAAUGCCGGGACAACGGAAAUCGAAAAUUUUCAUUUAUGGAAUGUUUGCACAAGUUUCGGUGAGACGCGUGAGAAAAAUAUUCCGUUCCGAAUUGAUCUCGGGGAGGGUGGUUUUUCGACGGGGAAUUAUUAUGUCCUUCCUCCUGAUAAGAGAAAGUAUAGGGACGGGUGUGGAUGAACAUGAAAGUGGAACAUAAUAGAGGUAUUUGGUCGGAUAUUUGUUCAAUUUAUUGGUGGUUGGUAUGUUAGAGAACUGAAAAAACUUUUUGUGACUAUUUGAAGUUAUGCGGUAGGUUUUCAAAGGGACUAAAAUGGAGCGAUAGACUCUAAGGCCUCUAGAUUGCGCUAUGACUUUAGCAACGGCAAAUGUCUGUCAGCAAAUUUUCAUAAAUCCCAUUAAGGCCAAAGGCCACAAACCCCUGAAAAAAGUUCAAAUUUCAGCCUCAUCUCUUUUGCUGUGGUCUGCUUCUUCGCUUACGCCUAUGCUUGCGGCUGCGGUUGCGACUGUUGCGGCGGCGACAGCCAGUGCCCACCAGGUCUAAUCCUCAACUCAACCCGAAGAAGACGUGCCGCUGAGGGCUGCAACGUCAAGCUCACAACCCUCCCACGUGUGCGCCGCCAAGCCGCCGACGAGAAACUGGCCGAGAUCGAGGGACAGACCCACGACCGCGAUGUCACCCCACAAGUGUCUCUGAUUAAGGCCGUCAACCCGAUGGGACUUCGGCGGAAACCAGCUGCCGCUAGCUCCACCGCCUCUCCCGUUGAGCUGACCGUCACUCAGGCAUCCGUGGUUGAGACGACAACUUCGGCAUGA
This is a messenger RNA of Bursaphelenchus xylophilus (pine wood nematode), 1364 nucleotides long. The record is from the annotation of a GenBank genome assembly. NCBI's taxonomy places the organism in Eukaryota, Metazoa, Nematoda, Chromadorea, Rhabditida, Aphelenchoididae.